UGGGCGUGACUGAAUAAUAAGUCUUAAAGGCACAAAACGGAUUAAAGUGUAAACAAACGGGGUUACAACCAAUAACUGUGAGCAUUUAUUAUUUAAUCUUUAUUUAUUAUGCCUUAGAAAUAAGAUCAUACUGCAAUGUAAAGCAACUCAAACUGGUUGACACGUUUAAAUAGGCUGCACAGAGUAACAAUAGGUUAAACCAAAAGCUUAAAGGCGUUCUCUGAGAUGCACGCAUGCAAACAUGUAUGCAAACGUCAUUUAAUCCUUUGAAAACGCUCAGAAAAAUGUUUUAAAAGCUUAAUAUGAGCGCGCAGAUUAGUUGUUGUCCAUCCCAGCAUGCCUGUCAAUCUGCAGGUCUGCCAGCUCAAAGAGAUCGAGGCUGGGAAGGGAUUAAUCACCUUGCCAAACAAGCUUUUUUUCGGCCAGCAGACCAAUUAUAUAACCGCGUUAUACAAUAAACACAUAUCCAGUAAAGCUUUAAACACUGGCACAAGCGAGGAAGUUUCUCUUCCUCUCUUCCAAGGAGCCUCUCUUCGCUCCGUGUGCGUCGUCAGAGGUGUGCGUCCUCGUUUGGCACCGCAGCCAGCAGUGCGCAGCCGUCUUUCUCCUCCUCCUCCUCCUCCUCCUCUUCCUUCAGUUUCUGCACGUUUGCGUGAGGGCGAAGUAAAAGUCCAGAGAGACUCGGAACUGGCUGCUGAAGACGCACCCACUCUUUGUCACGUCGCGCACACUGGAAGGACGGGAUCGUGGCUAAACCUGCUCCUAUCGAGUCUCGGUUCAGCAUCCUGAUAGUUCCAUCCUGAGGGGUUUCGGGAGAAGGGUGUUCUGUUUCUAGGAAUUCAAAUUAAAGCCAAAAUGGUUCUGCAGAGAGUCGUUCGUGCUGUCAUUAUGGGACCUCCUGGAUCUGGGAAGGGAACCGUGUCUGCGCGCAUAACCAAAAGUUUUGGACUGAAGCACCUUUCUAGUGGGGAUAUUCUGAGAGCCAACAUCAACGCAAAAACAGAGCUCGGUCUGCUGAUGAAGUCCUGUAUUGAUCAGGGUCAGCUGAUACCUGAUGACGUCAUGUCUCGUCUCAUCCUCAAUGACCUGAGAACAAUAGAGCAGAGCGGCUGGCUGCUGGACGGUUUCCCUCGGACAGUAUCGCAGGCGGAGGCUCUGGAUGACGUCUACACUGUGGAUACAGUCAUCAACCUCAAUGUUCCUUUCCAGACCAUCAGGCAGAGGCUGACGUCUCGCUGGACUCACCUUCCGAGCGGCAGAGUCUACAACACCGAUUUCAACCCUCCUAAAGUCACUGGUUUGGAUGAUGAGACAGGGGAGCCUCUGGUCCAGAGGGAUGAUGACAAACCGGAGACGGUCACACGGAGACUGAAGGCCUAUGAGAACCAGACGGAGCCCGUCUUAGAGUACUACAGGAGUAAAGGUGUGCUAGAGACCUUCACGGGGACAGAAACCAACAAGAUAUGGCCGCACGUCGAGGCGUUCCUCCACAGAAAACUCUCCUCCAUCAAUCAGAAGGUGGCGUAGAAAGCCCGAACAGAAAAGGCCUGAAGUUUACCAGCAGAAAUCACUCCGCCUUCUGUGAAACAAAGGGAAGAGAAAUUUAUGUAAUAAUAUAUUCUGAAUGUUUGAAAUGAGGAACACGGGGGCCGGUCGCACAAAACACCGCAAGUUAAGAGUUUCCUUAAGUCUGACUUCAGAUUUCUUAAGUUGCACAAAGUUCCUUAGGGGUUUUUAACAUGUUCAUUUACAUUUUUAAGGUGUUUUCUUAUCUUUGUGUAAUACUUAAGGAAUAGUAGAAACUGUUGCACAAAAGACCUGAGCGACCAAAGUAAAGAAAAAAAACAGUUAAGGUACCUGUGAGUCUGUUAUAACCAAGUUUAUGGAGAUAAUUGAAGAAAAUAAUUCAUUUUUGCCACAGUUUUCUCCCACAUUUGUUGUUUUCCAUCAUUUGUGGAUCAAAUUUUUUAUGUGCUUUCUUUUUUAUAAACAUUCCUUUGGAAGCAGAACCUUUUCCUCCUCUGACAAAUUUUAUUUUGGACAAUUUUCUGAGACAAAAAGUGCAGACAAUCAGUAAUUGCAGAAUUUUAAAACUUCUUUCGGUGCUAUAAACGCUUUAGUGUUAUUCCUUUACUGAGAAGCAUUUUAAGAGUGCACGAUCCUUAAGCCAGUCCUUUAGUUAAGAGCUUAAGCCUGAGGCAGGAGGUGAUUUGAGGGGCAUCAGGGGCAAUCCCCAUCCCCCCUUUUACCCUGCCUUCCCCGCUGUGUGUGUGUUGUGUGUUGUUGUGUUGGACCACUGCGGUUCACUGGACCAUCCCCCCUGUUAGAAACUACCACAUCACCUCCUGAUCUUAGGUGUUUCACUUCAGGAGGAAAACCUUGUGGUGUUUUGUGCAGCCGGCCUCUAGAUGUUGUGAAAACUCCACUUUUUAAAAAAAAAAGCUUCUUAUACCACUUGUUGCACCGUUUCUGCAACGUUAUGAAGAGAGUUUGGUAAAAUUCUCAGGGUGUGUGUGCAAAAUCUUCAGUUGGUAAGAGUUCAGACGGACUGUUAUUUCGUGCCUUCAUAAAGCAGCUUCAGAUAUUAAGAUCUUUAACUGUAGAAUCUGAAGGUUGCGUUUGCACAAGAUGUACAGACAGAAUCAUUCAGUGUGUUCUCCUGGUGAACCAUGUGUGCAUUUUUCAUUUCAAGGAUUUCUUUUUGCAGUUUUCUCAGCUGAUCUGGCUGAAAAGAAUUAGCACACACACAAGAUACAUUUACAGCGUUCUUCAUGAGAUGUCGUGGUUUUAGUAAAACAGAAAGGUGUGUGUGUACCUGCCUUAGUGGGACUGUUGCCCUAAAGGGAAAUGUGCCAUGUUCUACAAACGACUGUAAACUCACUAAAGCACUCCAGUGCCUUCUGCUGCUUCUGACCAUGUAACUGGUAGCUCAGUGAAUGUAAAAUGCAUUUCUUUUGUAACCAUGGACCACACACACACGAAAUAACCAACCACACUUAUUGUAUUUGAAUAUUUUUUUAAUCAUCACAAGAAACCAUUAUCAUAUAACAGCUUCUUAAAACCACCUCGAGUCUUAAUGUCGUUUCCGUGUUAACCAGCCGCUCUGCUUCUACUGACCGACUGAUAUUUGCCAUUUAAUGUGACUCCACAACUGAGGAUGUAACUGAAAAGAUAUGCCAACACACACACACACACACACACAUCACCACAGUUUGUACAGGGCUAUCGUCUUGGUGGAAGCUAUCGCGGUCCUUCGAGGUCGAUCUGCUGUGUUUUUUUUUUUUGCACUUUGCUCGAAAUAAAAGCCACAGAAACCUGCCUUGCGGUGCGCUGUGCAGACGGAUGAUGUUUCCUGGUUGUCCCGUGCACUCCUAAAUACUUGAAUGCAACGUUUGAAAGCCGAUCUCCUGUUUCGUAGACAAGUAUUUAUGAAUCACAAUAAACUCAUCGUACUGUACACCAGAA
Messenger RNA from Stegastes partitus (bicolor damselfish), 3465 nucleotides. RefSeq names its product adenylate kinase 3 (gene ak3). The transcript has 5 exons. Gene Ontology annotation, molecular function: AMP kinase activity; ATP binding. Gene Ontology annotation, cellular component: mitochondrion. Lineage: Eukaryota; Metazoa; Chordata; Actinopteri; Pomacentridae. Bases 856 to 1527 code for a protein of 223 amino acids. Gene Ontology annotation, biological process: nucleobase-containing compound metabolic process. The record is from RefSeq and is a predicted model, not a curated record.